Molecule: messenger RNA, 3205 nt
Organism: Lates calcarifer (barramundi perch)
Lineage: Eukaryota; Metazoa; Chordata; Actinopteri; Centropomidae
Gene: fer
Product: fer (fps/fes related) tyrosine kinase
Exons: 20
Coding region: 255-2735 (826 amino acids)
Biological process (GO): chemotaxis; Fc-epsilon receptor signaling pathway; cell adhesion
Molecular function (GO): ATP binding; non-membrane spanning protein tyrosine kinase activity
Source: RefSeq, a predicted model, not a curated record
UGUUAGCCGUUAGCCGCCUAGCUGUAUUCCCGGACGACAGGAGGAGAAGCCGGGGAAGCGGAGGAGAAAAACUCGGACAGCAGGAGGAGAUGGUCCCGGCGGAGGACGGCAGAGGACCGCGGUGACCGGACAGCGAGCCCGCCGAAGGAAACAGCAGCUUCCCGACAACCAUGAAAUCACUCCUCGCUCGCUCUCGCCUUUAGUGUGUGUGUGUGUGUGUGUGUGUGUGUGUGUGUGUGUGUGAGAGAUCCAGGAUGGGGUUCGGUCGGGAUCUGAGGAACUCCCACGAGGGAUUACUGAAGCUGCAGGACUGGGAGUUAAAGCUGUUGGAGACGGUGAAGCGUUUCAUGACUCUGCGGGUGAAGAGUGAUAAGGAGUACGCUGCUCUGCUGCUCAGCAUGACUCAGCAGACUGAGAAACAGGAAGCAGCCGAUUACGUCAGCACUGUCAGUAAGUCGUGGUCUCAGGUGAUCCGUCAGACGGAGGCGUUGGGUCGAGUGAUGAGGAGUCACGCGGAUGACCUGAACUCGGGUCCCCUGCACCGCCUCGCCACGCUGAUCCGAGACAAACAGCAGGUGAAGAAGAGCUACCAGAGUCUUCAUCAGCAGCUGGAGAGCCACAACCACAAGGUGACCAGGAGCGACCUGGAGAAGUUGAAGGCGACAUAUCGUCAGUUGAGCCGUGACGCAAACAACGCCAAAGAGAAAUACAGAGAGGCUCUGGCUAAAGGCCGGGAGGCGGAGCGUGCACGAGAACGUUACGACAAAGCAACAGCAAAGCUCCACAACCUUCACAACCAGUACGUAUUGGCGUUGUGUGGCGCCCGAACGCAGCAGGACGAACACCGACGCCGUGCGGCACCAGCGCUGCUCGACGCCCUGCAGAGGAUGCAGGAGGACAUGACGCUCGCACUUAGGAGUAUCCUGGAGGAGUACUGUGAGAUCAGCAGUCUGCUGACCGAGGAGAUCGUUAAAGUUCAUCAGGAGAUCUCAGCGGCGGUUCAGCAGAUCGACCCUCUGGCAGAGUACCAACACUUCAUCGACGCCUACAGGUCACCGGAGGCUCCGGAGCCGAGCGUGGAGUUUGACACAUCGCUGUUGGAGGAGACAGAUAACCUGCCGGCCAAUGAGAUCCUGUGGAACACGCUGACGGCCGACAGCCUGCAGGCCAUGUUGUCGUCUGCAACUGAGGAGCUAUCGCUGACUCAGCAGAACCUGAGGACGAAGGAGGCGCUGGCCGACGACCUGGACUCUAAGAUCCAGACGAGUCAGCAGAGCGCCGAGAGGAGGAGCGACUGCGUCCUGCUGCUGAGUCAGAAACUCUCUCUCCUCGAGCUGCGUCACGCUGUCCAAUCGCUGCGCGGCUCCGAGGCCCGCCUCGCCUCCCAGAAGGCCCUGCUUGAUGCCAAGAUGGCCGCCGCCGCCUCCUCCCCUCCCCCACCACCGCCUCCCCCUGCGCUGCCGUAUGAGGACGACGCCCGCUCUGUCGGAUCUACUGAUAAGAUGAAGGAGAGGAGCUCUCGGUUCGACACUCUGCGUCACUCUCUGGCCGGGAUGAUUCGAUCUCCUAAAGCCAUGCUGGGCUCCUCCACCUCGCAGUUCUUUGAUGUGAUCCCGACGUCGGAGCGCCCCCUGGCGGACCAGGAGUGGUAUCACGGCGCCAUCCCUCGCACCGAGGCUCAGGAGUUACUACGGCAACAGGGGGACUUCCUGGUGAGGGAGAGUCAUGGUAAACCGGGGGAGUACGUCCUGUCGGUGUUUUCAGACGAGCAGAGACGGCACUUCAUCAUCCAGUACGCCGACAGUCAGUACCGGUUUGAAGGCACCGGCUUCUCCACCAUCCCUCAGCUCAUCGAGCAUCAUUUCUCCACCAAGCAAGUCAUCACCAAGAAGUCUGGAGUCGUGCUGCUCAACCCCGUCGUCAAGGAUAAGAAGUGGAUCCUGAACCACGAGGAUGUGACGCUGGGAGACCUGCUGGGAAAGGGCAACUUCGGCGAGGUGUUCAAAGGAACGCUGCAGCGCGACAAAACGCCGGUCGCCGUCAAAACCUGUAAAGAAGAUUUACCUCCAGAGCUGAAGAUCCGGUUCCUGUCUGAGGCCAGGAUACUGAAGCAGUACGAUCAUCCGAACAUUGUGAAGCUGAUCGGUGUUUGUACGCAGCGACAGCCGAUCUACAUCGUCAUGGAGCUGGUUCCUGGUGGAGACUUCCUGUCUUUUCUGAGGAAGAAGAAGGACGAGUUGAAGACGAAGCAGCUCGUUCGCUUCGCAGUCGAUGCUGCUGCUGGUAUGGCGUACCUAGAGAGCAAAAACUGCAUCCACAGGGACCUGGCGGCGAGGAACUGUCUGGUGGGGGAGGGCAGUGUGUUGAAGAUCAGUGAUUUUGGGAUGAGUCGUCAGGAAGACGACGGAGUUUAUUCUUCAUCUGGACUGAAACAGAUUCCAAUCAAAUGGACCGCACCUGAGGCCCUCAACUAUGGUCGUUACAGCUCAGAGAGUGACGUGUGGAGUUACGGGAUCCUGUUGUGGGAAACCUUCAGUCUGGGGGUGUGUCCUUAUCCUGGGAUGACCAAUCAGCAGGCCCGAGAGCAGGUGGAGAAAGGUUAUAGGAUGGCAUGUCCUCAGCGUUGCCCUGACGACGUGUACAAAGUGAUGCAGCGUUGUUGGCAGUACAACCCUGAAGACCGACCCAAGUUCUCCGAGCUGCAGCGAGACCUCGCCGCCAUCAAGAAGAAAUGAUGACAUCAUCAGUGACAGGAGGAAAACACAGUCCCAUCAUCAAGACAAGUCACUUUUUAAUCAACGGCGAGUGGGCGUGGUCAGGAGGUGGAGGUGGUUCAGUCUUUUCAGAAUCACAAGAUGUAAAAAACAGUUUUGUAAAAACACUAAAAACGACAGUUGAACUUUGUCCGUUAGCAAAACACUACGUUUAAACUCAGUCUGUUAGCAUUUAGCAUUUAGCUGAUGUCUGAACACACAUUAAACUAGUCAGGUGGUGAUGCCGAGAGGUUAGUAUGGAUGUAGCUAGCUGUUUUAGCACGUUAAACACGCUAAAAUCAGACCUGAGUCUUGAUGGAUUUGAUGAUCAGCUGAUCAGAAUCAUUAAGUUUAGCCUGGAGCUAAUGGAGCUAACAGCUUAGCAUGAAUGUAGCUACACAGGAAGAUGUUUUCUGAUGAUACUGAAUUCAGUUUGAAUCUAGAUUAUCUAG